AUGUUGAUUUUCAGAAGCAUGAGUUUCACGGAGUUGAUCUCAUAUGUAAAAAAGCUGGUAAAGGAUGGAAGAAUCACUGUCUACUAUUGUCUUCCACAACGUUCACUGAGAGAUGGGUUGAGAGCCUUUGAAGAUGAAAAUGAUUACGUACGUUUUCUUGAUGCUGGAUAUGAGAAUGGGGGAAGGAUUAAUUUGUACAUUAAUCACUCUCAGGAGGCAGUUAUGGAGUGGACUGAAGAAGAGAUAGUUGAAGAUGGAUUGUCAGAUGUCCAUACGGAUGAUGACGAUAAUGUAGACUCUGAACUUUCAGAUAAUGAGUUUGUGGAGCAUGAACCUGAUGAUGAAGAGAUACAAAUACAACCAUCUGAUGAUCUUUUCACUAGACGAAAAAUUUUCAGGCCACCAAGAGUUGUAGAUGAUAAGAAGGAUGUGAAGUUAGAUCUUCCUAAGUAUCUUGUUCAUGAUCCUAACCAGAAAUAG
Messenger RNA from Lactuca virosa, 480 nucleotides. The record is from the annotation of a GenBank genome assembly. Lineage: Eukaryota; Viridiplantae; Streptophyta; Magnoliopsida; Asterales; Asteraceae.